AUGGUCCCCGCCGCCUGCAUGCUGCUCUGGGCCCUGCUGCUUAGUUUGGGGCUCCGGGCGGCGGGGGCCCAAGACCAGACGUCAAACCCAACGUCGAUGCAGCGGGUCAGCGUCCGCUUUGGCCCAGCCCGCAGCCUCCGGAGCACAAGCGUCACUACCCGGAACAGUGUACACCAGAAGGCGAAGGUAACUGUAGAGGAUGAGAAUGAUGCGCUGGCCACUGCUGACCGCCUGGCCGCCCCGGCAGCCGCUGAGCUCCUGUCCACUGUGACAGGUAUUAGCCGCUCAUCAGUAUCCAACUUCAAUGAGUACGAUGGCUCCUUGGAAGAGGGAGCUGUGAUUGACGUCAGAAAAACCACCUACCCUGCACCUCUCUCUUCGACCUCCAAUACUAUGAGUGUUAGCACAGCCCCCGGGAGGUUUGUAGCCAAUAGCCAGGAGCGAGAGAUUAGGAUGACCACCGAACUGCCACCCCUCACUUCAAAGCCUACUGUGGACCUGACUUCCGAGACUCCCGAGAGCACCCUGCACCAGUGGUCGACACCUGGGUCCACCCCGACCCCGUGGCGAAAAGCAUCACCCACAGCCAUGCCAGCUCCUGAGGAUCUGCGGGUGAUGCUGAUGCCUUGGGGCCCAUGGCACUGCCACUGUAAGUCGGGUACCAUGAGCAGGAGCCGCGCCGGAAAGCUGCAUGGUGUUUCUGGGCGCCUUCGAAUUGGGGCACUGAACGAACUCCGCACGGAGCACCGGCCUUGCACCUACCAGCAGUGCCCUUGCAACAAGCUGCUGGAGGAGUGCCCUCUGGACUCCAGUCUCUGUCCUGACAGUGGCUGCAGUUCACCCACCACGGCGACGAGCACCACCUCUCCUCAGGCCCCUGUCCACCUGAGACGCAGACCCAUCCUCCCACCCACUAGCCCGAGCCCUAACCCAGCUCUUGCCUUUUGGAAACGUGUCAGGAUCAGCCUAGAGGACAUCUGGAAUAGCCUUUCUUCAGUGUUCACAGAGAUGCAACCAGUAAGUUGUUUUGCUGAUGAGCAGGACGUUCCUUGA
Messenger RNA from Arvicola amphibius (Eurasian water vole), 1053 nucleotides. It is a transcript of the gene C14H1orf56, whose product is annotated as chromosome 14 C1orf56 homolog. Gene Ontology annotation, biological process: regulation of cell population proliferation. Lineage: Eukaryota; Metazoa; Chordata; Mammalia; Rodentia; Cricetidae. The coding region runs from base 1 to 1053 and encodes 350 amino acids. The record is from RefSeq and is a predicted model, not a curated record. The transcript has 2 exons.